Messenger RNA from Protopolystoma xenopodis, 708 nucleotides. NCBI's taxonomy places the organism in Eukaryota, Metazoa, Platyhelminthes, Monogenea, Polystomatidea, Polystomatidae. The record is from the annotation of a GenBank genome assembly.
GAAUACUGGUGUUCGGCAGAUGCAAAACUCAGACCAAUGCAUCCUUCAUCAAUUGGAGGCGUUGAGGACAUGAUUUCAUUAGGGGAACUGAAUGAAGGUGGUAUUUUAAGAAACCUUCAAAUUCGAUACUAUCAAAAUAAAAUUUAUACUUAUACCGGAUCUAUCCUGGUUGCACUAAAUCCAUACCAUAUUCUGCCGCUAUAUACGGCAGAGAAAAUUCAACUCUAUAGGAGGAAAAAAAUAGGCGAAUUGCCUCCACAUUUGUUCGCGAUUGGUGAUAAUGCAUACUCGAAUAUGCUUCGGCAUAGUACCGGUCAAUGUAUAAUCAUUAGUGGUGAGAGUGGUGCAGGUAAAACAGAGAGCACGAAAUUGCUUCUUCAAUUCCUUGCUGCCGUCAGUGGAAGACAAUCUUCAAUCGAACAUCAGAUCCUCGACUCCAACCCGAUAAUGGAAGUGCUAAUCGAAACUCUUGGUGAGGAAUAUAGUGUGGUGUUCUCCUUUGAGCGACAUGAUAUCUUCACACUCCAACUGUCGUUCUCACCCCCUCCCCUUCAUCCUUGUGCAGGGAAUUUUGAUCAGAGUCUGCUUUAUUAUUAUGUAGUCCUCUUUCCUAGUCUUAUCCUAGUCUCUCUCUUGCUCCGUAAAAUCCGUCUGCUCUACUGCUUCUUCACCUAUUUUACUGGGAUCCUGCCAUCACGUCUGUCCUAA